GUAUACUAUUGGCUUUACCGCGGCGCCAUCUAAUGGUGCUCCCUAAUACUGAAGCGGGAUGACAUGCAGCCAUAUUUGACUGUAUUCAUCAAGCCCUUCCCCCCUUCAGCAUCUUCAGCAGGACAGUGAAGAAAGCUGGAGCGGGACAACGGAUGCCAAUCGAAAGGAGACUUUACCGAAGAUGGCCUCGCCAAGAACCAUAACCAUUGUCGCCCUUUCCUUUGCACUGGGUCUGUUUUUCGUGUUCAUGGGUACAAUUAAACUCACACCAAGGUUAAGCAAAGAUGCCUAUAGUGAAAUGAAAAGGGCGUACAAGAGUUAUGCAAAGGCUCUUCCAGCAUUGAAAAAAAUUGGUGUUUCUUCUGUACUUCUACGCAAGAUUAUUGGUACUCUUGAGGUGGGAUGUGGAAUUGUUCUGACCCUUGUGCCAGGGAGACCAAAAGACGUGGCCAACUUUAUUCUGCUACUGGUCAUGCUAGCCGUGCUUUUCUUCCACCAGCUGGUUGGAGAUCCUCUGAAACGCUAUGCUCAUGCCCUGGUGUUUGGUAUUUUGCUGACGUGUCGGUUGCUCAUUGCUCGUCAGGGUGAGGACCGGCCUGAAAGGGAGGAAAGACGAGAAGAGCAGAUCACUGCCCAGGAAAAGAACAAAGUCAAAGUUUCUUAGCUCCACAAUUUCACAAAGAGAGCCUGGCAGCAAAUCUGUUUCUCUGGAUAGUAGAGAAGGUGCUCGGAAAAAAAAAAAACAGUAGUCCCAAAAGGUGAUUUAUGUCCCACAGCUACAUAUCAGCCGCCUGAAAACCAGAUCUUAUGUUACCUUUACCUCAUGUCUCACCUGUAAACUUCUUAUUUAAAAUACAAAUAUUCAAUUUGGACAAUCACCAUUGUGGGAACUGUUUUGGCUGUGGUUUUGCAACAAAAGAUUAAACUAAUGUUAUUCCCUGCUGUGUUUAUUGUUAUUAUUAUUUUGGCCCUGCACUGAACAAUAUCCAAAAUGCCACUUUUAAGAUUAUACUGUGAUACAGGUUUCUUCAAAUGUCAACAGUUUUUUUGAUGGUUUAUUUACUUUUGAACUACUGUCGAGGAGUAUUAUAUAAAACCGGUUGUGUUUACAUUGAUAUUGAUUUUUUUAUUAUUAAAAAAUGCUGUACAUCAUUUGUUAAAAUGUUCGAGGCAGAUGGUAGCUUUUCUGUUACCUCAAAAUCUGUUACAACCAUCAAAACUGAAAACAUAACAGCAGUUUGUUCAGAUACAUGCAAGUUCUGCAUAACAUUAUUCUUUUUUUAAUUUGCAUAUAAUGUUUCUUUGUUUAUCAAAUUUGAUUUUCUAGUUUGUCUCAAAACACAGUCAAAUAAAAAGUGUAUCCUUGGAUUCUUCUUAUGGUUGCUUUCUCUUUUGAGUCAUAGAACUACCACAUUGUUUUACUCUAUUUAUUACUAAAAUGGAUCAUUUUUUUUUCAUGCUUUUAUAUACUGUAUUUUCUUUAGAUCGAUUUGUUCCUUUAUACUGUUUCUGAAAAUCCAGCACUGCUCAUUUGAGGUGUCUUACUAAUUUUACAUACUAAGUUCAGGUUAUGCAUCACUACUUGUAAACUGAAGAGAUGAAUCAGGUGUGUUAAAUAAGUGAUACAUUCUAAAUGCAGUGCUGGAAUGAGUAUAAUUGAGAAACUUGUCUGAUAUGUUUAGAUGUAUACUGAUAAUUUGCUGUUUGUAACUGAGUAAACAUACAUAACAGAGAACAUGGCCUGUGUCUAAACCUUAACCAGAAUGCCCAGCUAGUUCAUGAACUGAAUUGUGCAUUCUUAGUUUACAAAGAAUGGGUCGUAUUACACUUUUGACAGUGAGGGAAAAAACUGAUGUUUGUGCAUGCAGAUGAUGACAAUAAAACCUCUAUGCAGUUUAUCAUGUUUGGUGACAGUAUUAAAAACACAUCUUGUGA
Molecule: messenger RNA, 1935 nt
Organism: Onychostoma macrolepis
Lineage: Eukaryota; Metazoa; Chordata; Actinopteri; Cypriniformes; Cyprinidae
Gene: tmem35
Product: transmembrane protein 35
Exons: 2
Coding region: 182-664 (160 amino acids)
Biological process (GO): positive regulation of protein localization to cell surface; chaperone-mediated protein complex assembly
Cellular component (GO): endoplasmic reticulum
Molecular function (GO): acetylcholine receptor regulator activity
Source: RefSeq, a predicted model, not a curated record